Triticum aestivum (bread wheat) is the source of this 3198-nucleotide messenger RNA. RefSeq lists its product as uncharacterized. The transcript has 13 exons. The record is from RefSeq and is a predicted model, not a curated record. Bases 246 to 3023 code for a protein of 925 amino acids. Lineage: Eukaryota; Viridiplantae; Streptophyta; Magnoliopsida; Poales; Poaceae. Gene Ontology annotation, molecular function: protein kinase activity; ATP binding. Gene Ontology annotation, cellular component: chloroplast. Gene Ontology annotation, biological process: protein phosphorylation.
CCUGCUGCUGCUUAGCCCCCCGGGGGUUGCCACGGCGCGUAAGCAACCAUGUUCAUCGGUCCGUUGAAGGGAUCGUAGCCGCACGACGUUCUGCCGUGCCUGUAAAAUCACCUGUAACACAUACUGCCGCGUUGGAGGCGAAAAUGAAUGAAGUUUAACGAUAACAGAAAAGAAAAGAAAAGAAAAAAGGGCAAAUCGCUGUUCCAGCAGUAUGUGUUACAGGUGACAAAAGUGACUGCUUGUUCAUGGGAAAGCUACGUCGCCGUCGAUUUUUGGCAGCCGAGUUGGUCUGGACCCUGGAGCAGCAGCAUCGUCCUCUGCUGUCGUGGACUGAUGAGCUUGCGGGAGAGUUGUGGUGGGGCGUCUGCCUGAAGGCUCGAAUCAGGUGCGGACACGUCCGGGGCGAGUGGCGGGGCGGGCCACGAGUCUUUGCGCCGUCCGUCCAUGCGUUCGCCGUGGGACGGGGCGGGACAGCCACAAACGCGGCGGCCGCGCGCGUGGACGCGCCCCCGCCCACCCGCACGGCACAAAGAGUGGAGGAGAGGGAGGGCCAAACUUUUUCCCCAACCUCGGUUACCACUCGCUCCCUACCGCCUCCACGUCUCGGCGUCUCCGUCCUCCGUUACACUACCUCGAUCAACCUUCCUUCCUUCCCUCCUUUCACCAUGGAGGCCGCCGCGUCGGCGUCGGCGCCGGCGCCGCGCCUGCUGCAGUGCGGGGGGUUCGGCCGGGGCCGGGUCGUGGCCGGCCUCGUCUCCCCGCUCCCGCGCCGCUCCGGGAAGCAGCACCAACACCAGCGCCGCCUCCGCCGCGUGCUCGCCGUCGCCACCGAGCCCAGGCCCCCGCCGGCCCCCCCGCGCACCGGCAGGACCAGGGCCAACACCAUCCAGUCCACCAGGUUCGGGGACGUGUCCAAGGAGAUCAAGCGGGUGCGGAAGCAGAUGGAGGAGGACGAGCAGCUGGCCUCCCUCAUGCGCGGCCUCCGCGGCCAGAACCUCCGCGACGACCAGUUCGCCGACAAGGACGUCACCAUGCGCCUCGUCGAGGUGACCAACACCGAGGGGCUGCCUCUCGUGUACAGCCCCGACAUCAUUUCGGCCUACUGGGGCAAACGCCCGGGCGCCGUCGCCACCCGAGCCGUGCAGCUCCUGUCCGUGGCCGGUGGGUUCAUCUCCCACAUCAUAUCGGACCUCAUCACCGACAAAAUCAAGGAGAACGAAGUGACGCGCGCGAUCGAGCUGAGGGAGAUCGUCACGUCUCUGGGCCCUGCCUACAUCAAGCUCGGCCAGGCGCUCAGCAUCCGGCCCGACAUUCUGUCCCCUGCGGCGAUGACCGAGCUGCAGAAGCUAUGCGACAAGGUUCCUUCGUUUCCUGACGAUAUCGCGAUGGCUCUCCUGGAGGAAGAGCUUGGCCGGCCAUGGCAAGACAUAUACUCCGAACUGUCUCCCUCCCCGAUUGCUGCAGCAUCUCUGGGACAGGUGUACAAAGGCCGGUUGAAAGAAACUGGAGAACUGGUAGCUGUGAAAGUGCAGAGGCCAUUCGUACUUGAGACUGUCACCAUAGAUCUAUUCAUCAUUAGAAACUUGGGGUUGGUUCUCAAGAGGUUUCCACAGGUCGCCCUUGAUGUUGUUGGCCUAGUAGAUGAGUGGGCUGCCCGGUUUUUUGAAGAACUUGAUUAUGUCAACGAAGGGGAAAAUGGCACCCUCUUCGCUGAAAUGAUGAGAGAAGAUCUUCCUCAGGUUGUUGUACCAAGGACAUACCCUGAAUAUACGUCUAGAAAAGUUCUUACCACAGGGUGGGUAGAUGGUGAGAAGCUUUCACAGAGUACUGAGGAUGAUGUUGGGUCAUUGGUUAAUGUUGGUGUUAUAUGCUAUCUAAAGCAGUUACUUGAUACUGGAUUCUUCCAUGCUGACCCUCAUCCUGGAAAUAUGAUUAGGACACCAGAUGGAAAGCUUUGUAUUCUUGAUUUUGGGCUUGUGACAAAACUGACAGAUGAUCAGAAGUACGGAAUGAUUGAAGCAAUAGCUCACCUUAUUCAUCGUGAUUAUGAUGCAAUCGUGAAGGACUUUGUGAAGCUUGGUUUCAUCCCUGAGGGAGUUAACUUGGAUCCAAUCUUACCUGUGCUGGCUAAAGUUUUUGAUCAGGCACUUGAAGGAGGUGGUGCGAAGAAUAUUAACUUUCAAGAGUUGGCAGCGGAUCUAGCACAGAUAACAUUUGAUUACCCAUUCAAGAUACCUCCGUAUUUUGCUUUGAUUAUUAGAGCAAUUGGAGUACUAGAAGGUAUUGCUUUGGUGGGUGACCCUGAAUUUGCCAUUGUGGAUGAAGCAUAUCCAUAUAUUGCACAGAGGCUGCUAACGGAUGAAUCACCUCGACUAAGGAGUGCCUUGCGUUACACAAUAUAUGGCAAAACAGGUGUCUUUGACGCAGAGAGGUUCAUUGACGUCAUGCAAGCUUUCGAGAAUUUCAUUAGUGCAGCCAAGAGUGGUGGUGGGGAGGACAUGAAGGGUAACAUGGCGGAGCUGGGUGCUAUAGGAUUCCAACCUAGCACCAGUUUAGUUCCUGCAUUCCCAAUGGCCAUUUCCCAACCCGAGAACCCAAUCAAAGCCCGGGCUGCUCUCUCGUUUCUACUCUCUGACAGGGGUGACUUCUUCCGGGAGUUCAUUCUUGAUGAGAUUGUGAAAGCCAUCGACGCGGUUUCAAGGGAGCAAUUGCUACAAAUUGCUUCAUCUUUUGGGGUCAGAAAUCCCGUCCCGGUUUUCGGCAUGGUUCCUGUGAGGUCCGGAGCAUUGCUUCCUACAAUCACAGAGGAAGACAGGGUCAUCUUGAACAACGUCGAGAAGGUCGUCAAGUUUCUAUCGGCUGGGACGGCAAAUCCAACAGCCAACGGGGACGUAAAUGUCGUGUCUCUGGUGCAAGAGCUUCUACCCGUGUUGCCGAGCAUCACGUCGAAGAUCCUACCAGAUGUCCUGAGCCGGUUGUCAUCUCGUGUAUUCGCACGGGUGAUCCGGGAAUCAUUUUUGUGAAGCGCUCUCAGUUUUGUUUUCUUCUUUUGACAGGAAAUUAGAGAGUUAUUUCUCCUUUUCCUUUCAUGCAAACCACACACACAUACAAGAUGAUAGAAUGAUGUACAGAAACAUGAUGUAUAUAUAAUCUGUGCCUGCCUACAUAUAUGUAGAUUAACCAAUGUUUAACCAGCAA